AUGAGUUCCCUAAAUGAAGUGGGGAACUCCUUUAACCUGACAACCUACUUGCCCGACCCACUCCUGGAGAAUCUCGCCCUGACAGCACUGGCAAACAGAUCUGGGUCUUGUAACCUCACCCUGGCCCCCGAGCUUCUACAGAACCAAGCCUGCAGUGCCAGAAAGGAGAAGAACUGGCCAGCCCUGCUCAUUGUCAUUGUGAUAAUCAUGACCAUUGGUGGGAAUAUUCUGGUCAUUGUGGCAGUGUCGCUGGAGAAAAAGCUUCAGAAUGCCACCAACUACUUCCUCAUGUCCCUGGCUAUAGCAGACAUGCUGGUGGGGAUCCUUGUCAUGCCGGUUUCUCUUAUCACCGUCCUGUACGGCUACAUCUGGCCGUUACCUGCCAAACUUUGCCCAAUAUGGAUUUAUUUUGAUGUGCUAUUUUCAACUGCGUCCAUCAUGCACUUGUGUGCAAUAUCUUUGGAUCGGUACAUUGCCAUCCAGAAUCCCAUCCACCACAGCCGCUUCAACUCCAGAACAAAGGCAUUCCUGAAAAUAAUUGCUGUUUGGACAAUAUCUGUCGGUAUUUCAAUGCCCAUUCCUGUGUUUGGACUUCAAGAUGCUUCCAAGGUGUUUAAGGAUGGCAGCUGUUUCCUGACAGACGAGCACUUUGUCCUGGUGGGUUCCUUUGUGUCGUUCUUCAUCCCCCUCACGAUCAUGGUGGCCACCUACUUCUUGACCAUCCGCGUCCUGCAGCAGGAAGCUACCUCACAUUCGGCUGUGCUGAACCGCAAACCCAAGUGGACCAACCUCCGAAUGCUCCUUCAGAAGGGGCCGCUGUCGGCCAACUCAACUGUCAAAGCAGCCAUGCUAAAGAAAUACGACAUUAAGAGGACAUCACCUCAUAUAAUGUCUUGGUGUUCUUCGGACAAAGAGUUGGGACCUUCAGGGAGGCGGUCCAUGCAGUCGAUCAGCAACGAGCAGAAGGCUUCCAAGGUGCUUGGCAUUGUGUUCUUCCUAUUCGUUGUGAUGUGGUGUCCAUUCUUUGUGACCAAUGUAAUGUCUGUAAUCUGUAUAAACAUCUGUGACAAAGAACUAAUGGAAGAACUCCUGAGCAUCUUUGUCUGGGUAGGCUACAUCUCCUCUGGCAUUAACCCCCUUGUAUACACCCUUUUCAACAAGACUUACCGUUCAGCUUUCUCUCGGUGCAUCCACUGCCAAUACAAGGAAGAGAAGAAGCCCACACAGCAAAUCCAGGUCAACACAGUUCCCACCCUGGCAACGAGCAAAGAUAAACUGCAGCUCUCCAGUAUGGAGAGUCUGAAACAUUCUGCCAAAAUGAGGAGCAGGGCACCUUCAGUAGAAACCCUGGGAGACAACAAUCAGGAGACGUCACAUAUGGGGACAGUUUACAUUGCAGAAAGGGUCAGCUAUGUUUGA
Pristis pectinata (smalltooth sawfish) is the source of this 1419-nucleotide messenger RNA. RefSeq names its product 5-hydroxytryptamine receptor 2A-like. The coding region runs from base 1 to 1419 and encodes 472 amino acids. Gene Ontology annotation, molecular function: neurotransmitter receptor activity; G protein-coupled serotonin receptor activity. The transcript is spliced from 3 exons. The record is from RefSeq and is a predicted model, not a curated record. Gene Ontology annotation, cellular component: plasma membrane; dendrite. Lineage: Eukaryota; Metazoa; Chordata; Chondrichthyes; Rhinopristiformes; Pristidae. Gene Ontology annotation, biological process: G protein-coupled receptor signaling pathway, coupled to cyclic nucleotide second messenger; chemical synaptic transmission.